AUUAUCACCAUGAAGAGAAGAGAGCGACAACUAAAGUUGCAUGAUUCCCUGAUUAACGUGCUUUAUGCUCCACCUUCACCACCACCUCAUCGGAACGAAUUUGAUGAACAAACCCUCACUUUAGCGCGGGAGAUCGCCAAUUCGGAUCAUCAUCGUAUUAAUACGUGCGAAUUGGAGGGAGAAGAGGAAAGGAGCUUAUCGUCGUCAAGUGAGGAAGAGGGUGGAUCAGGGUCUCAAAAGCUCACAAGAGCCCAGAGAAAGAGACUUCGGAAAAAGAAACUCAAAGAAGUUGCUUCCCACCGUAGACUUAUCAUCGGCCCGCAGUUGCCUUCGACAGGAGGAGAUGAUCAGAUCGAUGGUGAUGGUAGUGAUGGUCCUGAAUACCAACAGUCGGAAGGUGUUCGACGGAAUGUCGCUGAGGGACCUGAGAGUGGAAAUAAUCACAACUUUAGUAAGACCCUGAAGCCCUGUUCAGCUUCUUCAGGAGGAGAGACACCUUCCACCAUUAAAGUAAAACAUAGAAGGAUGUCUAAGAAAAAGGCAAGGGACAAAACAAAGACUACCGAUCUCUGCCAUGAAGCUUCAAGUCCUGCUGAUAAAAUCAAGGAUCAAAGACAUGGCUGUUGAGUAGUUUGCUGUUUCCAACCUUUUAAUCUUGGACUCGGAUCUCUUAAAGGGUUGUGACAUUUUACAUGGGUAAGUUCUGUUCUUGAUCAUUCAUCUUAUUUGUAUGAUUAAAAUGUAUUUUAGGUUAGCAAUAACCAAUGGACGAUGGGGUUCAAAUCCUUUAGAUGUUGUUCAUCUA
Cynara cardunculus var. scolymus (artichoke) is the source of this 805-nucleotide messenger RNA. RefSeq lists its product as uncharacterized. The transcript has 4 exons. The coding region runs from base 10 to 627 and encodes 205 amino acids. The record is from RefSeq and is a predicted model, not a curated record. Lineage: Eukaryota; Viridiplantae; Streptophyta; Magnoliopsida; Asterales; Asteraceae.